AUGUCAAGCACAAUACCUCCCAACAUUCCACCCAAGGCAACCACAAUCCAAGCACCCACCCCCCUCACAAGCAUAACCCAAACCCCGACCAUCUUUCUCUCAGGCUACAUAUCCCACCCCGACGCCUGCUGGCGCAAUCACCUCACAACAGCGCUCUCCCAUCUCCCAAUCACCAUUCUCAACCCUCUCCGCCGGGACUGGGACAGCACGUGGAAGAACAGCCCGUCGGAUCCCAAAUUCGUCGAGCAGACGUCUUGGGAGCUGGAAUGUCUAGAGCGAGCUGACUUGGUGGUUGUGAAUUUUGGAUCACUUACCAGCGCACCGAUUUCGCUGAUGGAAAUGGGGUUUGCGCUGGGGAUGAAGAAGAGGGUGGUGGUUUGUUGUCCCGAGGGGUACUAUUAUAGGGGGAAUGUGCAGGUGAUGUGUGGGAGGUUGGGGUAUGAGGUUUUUGAGGGGUUUGAGGAGUUUGUUGGGGCUGUUGUUAGGAGUAUGGAGGGUUUGGUGGGUAAAGAUGCAUUGGAGGAGUGA
This is a messenger RNA of Glarea lozoyensis ATCC 20868, 528 nucleotides long. RefSeq lists its product as uncharacterized. Bases 1 to 528 code for a protein of 175 amino acids. The transcript has a single exon. The record is from RefSeq and is a predicted model, not a curated record. NCBI's taxonomy places the organism in Eukaryota, Fungi, Ascomycota, Leotiomycetes, Helotiales, Helotiaceae.